AGCGUCCUGUAAUUAAAAAAUUAAAGAGAUAAUUAUAAAAAAAAUAAAAAUUAGAAAGAUGGGAGUGACGAACUUUAUACUGACGGUGGCCGGAGUGAGCGCGGUGGUUCUUUUGUUAAGGAGCGAUGUGAAGCAAUCGGCUGUCAUUUUGAGACGAAACGUUAAGCAUAUCCGUAACUGGCUCGAAGAAGAAUCCACUGCUGCCGCUAAGGCUUCAGAGAAGGCAACACCUAAGGAACUUGAAUCAAAGGUUCCUCAAAAAGACAUCCCCAAGGAGGACAAGCACUAAUAAGUGUACGUAGAAGAGGCUUAUAUUUAUAGGAGAGUUUUUUUUUUUAGUUUUGUCUUUUUUCUGGAUAUUUGAUGUUUUAGUUAAGUCGAUAGAUUUUGAAGACAUCUGCAUAUAAGAUGUCUUAGAUUGUGUUCAGCUCUUUCACUGUCAAUGAAUACACUGAUAUUAUUGAUGCGGUUCUUACUGCAUUUUGGUGUCAACAUAUACUUGCAGCUUUCCAAUGUAUACUUGGGGUUGAUUGUGUUAA
This is a messenger RNA of Mercurialis annua (annual mercury), 539 nucleotides long. RefSeq lists its product as uncharacterized. NCBI's taxonomy places the organism in Eukaryota, Viridiplantae, Streptophyta, Magnoliopsida, Malpighiales, Euphorbiaceae. The transcript has 2 exons. The record is from RefSeq and is a predicted model, not a curated record. The coding region runs from base 59 to 289 and encodes 76 amino acids.